This is a messenger RNA of Hyalella azteca, 623 nucleotides long. RefSeq lists its product as uncharacterized. NCBI's taxonomy places the organism in Eukaryota, Metazoa, Arthropoda, Malacostraca, Amphipoda, Hyalellidae. The record is from RefSeq and is a predicted model, not a curated record. Bases 33 to 623 code for a protein of 196 amino acids. The transcript has 3 exons.
UUUUGGUGACCGUGAACCACGUCACGGCCACAAUGUUCACCUUCGUGCCGAGGACGCGGCACUUCGCAGGCGAUGAAAUUUUGGUUGACGUUGACAACAUCGUUGCUUGCGGCAGCGUCUGCCUCACUCUGCCGACGUGUGGGGCCUUCGCUUGGUUUAAAAAUAAGGAGCCGAAAUGUAAGAUUUUUAAAAGAAUAUACGGUGCGAUGUCGACGCCCUCAAACGGAACUUUCUACGCCCCGUUGGCCCUCUCGUCUGGGCAGCGUAUAGCGUUGUUACCAGCACCAGCCAAUCCAACUUGGAGCGAUCACCUUCAGGCAUGUCAAGCUCAGAACUUGGAGAUGCUACACUCUCCUUCCAACUCUAGGGACGUCAACAUCAUCGCUUCUCUGGGCAAAGUUGCCCUGGAUGUUCAAAAAUCAAAACCCUUGCCAUUAUUCCAACUCGUAAUUAGCACCCAUGACUCCAAACACGUCGACUUGUCAGCUUUCGGGAGCGGUUUUCCGGCCUAUGAAUUCUUUGUUUAUCCCAAGUGUCUGAUGGUGGACUUCUUCAAUCCAUACUGGCUAGAUUGUGACUCGGACAUUACUGGUGCUCCUAACGUGGUCUGCGUACAGCCGUAG